AUGGGAUUUGUCAAAGAUGUGAUCGAAUUGAGUUCUGGGGAAGAUGAUACAUUCCAAAUUCUUGAUAGUGGAUCCAGCAAUGAUGAGGAGGUGAAUGAGGAGAGCAAUGAUGCUCAUGUAAAUGAUGCCUUGAACCAGCCAGAUGAUCUGGGGCGUGUAAUGGUUAACAUAAAUCAUCCUCCAAAUGAGCAAGACAUUUUCCUGGCAUCCCAACUGGCACGAUCUGUGAAACCACACCAGAUCGGAGGAAUCCGUUUCUUAUACGAUAACCUGGUGGAGUCUCUGGAAAGGUUUAAAGGCAGCAGUGGUUUUGGUUGCAUCCUGGCACACAGCAUGGGUCUUGGGAAAACCCUGCAGAUGGUCUCCUUUGUGGAUGUUCUCUUUCGAUACACGGAGGCCCGCACAGUCCUUGCUAUUGUUCCGGUGAACACUUUGCAGAACUGGUUGGCCGAGUUUAACAUGUGGCUUCCAGCCCAAGAAGCACUUCUGCAAACUACAACCCUGAGGAGAUCCAGCCCAGGGGUUUCAAGGUUCAUAUCCUAAAUGAUGAGU
Molecule: messenger RNA, 552 nt
Organism: Amblyraja radiata (thorny skate)
Lineage: Eukaryota; Metazoa; Chordata; Chondrichthyes; Rajiformes; Rajidae
Product: helicase ARIP4-like
Exons: 4
Coding region: 1-543 (180 amino acids)
Cellular component (GO): nucleus
Molecular function (GO): ATP hydrolysis activity; ATP binding
Source: RefSeq, a predicted model, not a curated record